GCAUGCGCCGAGCUGGCAGACCAGCAUCGUCGGCUGGGAAAUGGCGGCCGCGGGCCUGGUCGCUGUGGCGGCGGCUGCCGAGUACUCCGGCACGGUCGCGUCCGGAGGUAACCUCCCCGGUGUUCACUGCGGCGCAGGCUCCGGGGCCGGCCCUGGUUCUGGCCCGGGCUCAUGGAGCCGCUCUCUCGACCGAGCGUUGGAGGAGGCGGCGGUCACCGGGGUGCUGAGCCUGAGCGGCCGGAAACUGAGGGAGUUUCCCCGGGGAGCUGCCAACCACGACCUGACGGACACCACCCGGGCGGACUUGUCACGAAAUCGUCUUUCAGAAAUUCCUAUAGAAGCAUGUCACUUUGUUUCUCUUGAAAAUCUCAACUUGUACCAAAAUUGUAUUCGGUAUAUUCCAGAGGCAAUUCUAAACCUACAAGCUCUAACAUUCUUAAAUAUUAGUCGGAACCAACUGUCAACAUUGCCGGUACACCUGUGUAAUUUACCAUUGAAAGUCUUAAUUGCUAGUAAUAACAAAUUGGUGUCACUUCCAGAAGAAAUUGGACACCUCAGACAUUUGAUGGAACUUGAUGUGAGCUGCAAUGAAAUUCAAACUAUCCCUUCCCAAAUUGGUGACCUGCAGGCCUUGAGAGACCUUAAUGUAAGAAGAAAUCACUUAGUACAUUUACCUGAAGAGCUGGCAGAGUUGCCUUUGAUACGGUUAGACUUCUCAUGCAAUAAAAUUACCGUAAUCCCUGUUUGUUAUCGGAACCUCAGGCACCUGCAGAUGAUCACCCUGGAUAACAAUCCACUACAGUCACCUCCUGCACAGAUAUGUAUAAAAGGCAAAAUCCACAUAUUUAAAUACCUGAACAUACAAGCUUGUAAGAUUGCUCCAGAUCUGCCAGAUUAUGACAGGAGACCAUUGGGUUUUGGCUCCUGCCAUGAAGAACUGUACUCAAGUCGCCCUUAUGGAGCCCUUGAUUCAGGCUUCAAUAGUGUGGACAGUGGUGAUAAGAGAUGGUCAGGGAAUGAACCUACAGAUGAAUUUUCAGAUCUGCCUCUUCGAGUAGCAGAGAUUACUAAAGAACAAAGACUACGAAGAGAAAGCCAGUACCAAGAGAAUCGGGGCAGUUUAGUAGUAACAAAUGGUGGAGUGGAACAUGAUCUGGAUCAGAUUGACUACAUAGACAGCUGUACUGCAGAGGAAGAAGAGGACGAGGUGAGACAGCCCAAGGGACCGGACUCAGACAGCCUUAGUUCACAGUUUAUGGCAUAUAUUGAACAGCGGCGAAUCUCUCAUGAGGGUUCACCAAUAAAGCCGGUAGCCAUUAGGGAAUUUCAAAAAACAGAAGAUAUGAGAAGAUAUUUACAUCAAAACAGGGUUCCAGUUGAGCCAUCUUCUCUCUUGUCACUAUCACCAAGUCACAAUCAGCUGUCACAUACAGACUUGGAGCUUCAUCGGAGAAGAGAACAGUUAGUAGAGCGCACUCGGAGAGAGGCACAGCUUGCUGCCCUGCAAUAUGAGGAGGAGAAAAUAAGGACCAGGCAGAUCCAGAGAGAUGCCGUCCUGGACUUUGUCAAACAAAAAGCAUCACAAAGUCCACAAAAACAGCAGCCCCUCUUAGAUAAUGAGUGCCCCUUCCCAUCCAGAAGGUCUCAGCACACUGACGAUAGUGCCUUGUUAGUGUCGCUGUCAGGGUUGAAUCAAGUGGGCUGUGCUGCUACCCUGCCUCAUUCUUCUGCCUUCACACCUCUUAAGGUUGAUGAUAGACCUAAUGCUCUAUUAAGUUCAUCUACAACAGAAACAGUUCAUCAUUCCCCUGCGUAUUCUUUUCCUGCUGCUAUCCAGAGAAAUAAGUCUCAGCGCCCUGAAAGCUUCCUUUUCCGAGCAGGUGUCAGGGCAGAAACAAACAAAGGUCAUGCUUUACCCCUUCCUCCAUCUGCUCUACCUGCCACUGAGUCUAUAGAUUCCAUAACAAGACAGAAUUCAAGAGAGAGAGAAGAAGAGCUGGAAUUAAUAGAUCAGUUGCGUAAACAUAUUGAGUACCGGUUGAAAGUAUCCCUGCCUUGUGACCUGGGAGCAGCUCUAACUGAUGGCGUUGUUCUCUGCCACUUGGCCAAUCAUGUGCGACCUCGAUCUGUCCCAAGCAUUCAUGUUCCUUCACCAGCUGUACCUAAAUUAACAAUGGCGAAAUGCAGGCGAAAUGUGGAGAAUUUCCUAGAAGCUUGUAGAAAAAUUGGUGUACCUCAGACAGUUGGGUAAAAGCGGAAUCAGACAUUACAGGAAUUACUGAAGUUUUAAUGCAUUGCUGUUACUAAGACAAUGAACUGCUUGGUUCUGCUGUGAAAGAGCAAGAAGAAUGAAUCUUCACAGGACUACCAGAAACUUCUUUACAGCAAGGUAUGAGAAAGCCCUAAGUCAAUGGUACAAUCCUAAAUCAGAGAGUGAAAUCAGCAGGCUUCGCCUGGGAAACAACCUGUAGAUGAGUCACCUGUGAUGGUACAAGGUGCUUCUUACUCUCUCCACGCCCUUCCCACCUCCAGAGACCAGAGGAAAAGACAGAAGACAACGUGGUCACUUCUUGCCUCUCUUCCUCCCCUUGCCUUUGCCUUUUCCUUUUGAAUCCUUGCUGUCAACUUUGUCUUUAGGCAUCCUGAAACCACCAAUUUCCUUCCGUAUCAUAGUGCCUCGCCACCAGGCCUGGAUCUGGAAGAGGAAAGGGGGUGAGUACAAUGUAAGUUGUACUCACUCACAGAGCGCCUGACAAGCUGCGUUCUGUCCACGUGAAGGAUUGUUAGUAAAGUACCUUCUGUGUGAAAAACGGUCUCUGUGCAGCACAUGGAAGUGGCAAGGCAUGUAGUCACUAUAGCCAUGCUCUCCCGUCGUGCAGGACCUGGAGCUUAAGCCAUGAACUCCAGUGCAGUUCUCAAGGAGUAAAAAUGAAAGGAAUCUGACUUGGCCUGUUUUUUCUUCAUACUUGGAAAUCUGACUUCCGCCGGGCACAGUGGUUCACACCUGUAAUCCCAACACUUUGGGAGGCACUUGGCAUUGUCUACAUUUUUGGCCGAGUGUUUGCCUUUGCCCUUGGCCCAGGUAGCUGGUAGGUAUGGGUAACCUGGCCUUUCUUCAAGGAAAGCAGUACAAGGAAGUCAGAUUUCCUUUUUUUUUUUUUUUCUUGAGACAGAGUCUCGCUCUGUCGCCAGGCUGGAGUGCAGUGGUGCAAUCUCAGCUCACUGCAGUCUUCACCUCCUGGGUUCAAGUGAUUCUCCUGCCUCAGCCUCCCGAGUAGCUGGGAUUACAGGCGCACGCCACCUCACCCAGCUAAUUUUUCUAUUUUUAGUAGAGAUGGGGUUUCGCCAUGUUGGCCAGGCUGGUCUUGGUCUCCAGACCUCGUGAUCCCCCCACCUCAGCCUCCCAGCGUGCCGGGACAUUACAGGCGUGGGCCACCGUGCCCAGUUAAUACUGCUUUAACUUUUUGCUUACAAGUAUUUUGUGUGAUCUGUGACCUGCGGUUUCACCAUCACCGAUAUAUACAAGUUCAUGUAUAACUAAAAAAAAAAAAUCUACAUUUUUCUAACCUGCUGCUUAUCCUUCCCACCUAAGCAGCUUGUAUCAGAACCAAGCAGAUAGGUGGGGCUGAUUUAUAAGCAGGUUUUUCAGAAGUAGUAACAUAUUAAAAAGACUCUGUCAAGAGCUGGUUUUGGUUAGACAUAGUAUUCUCACAUUUCAUCUCCAGGCCCAGGUUUUGCUUCCACUGCUAACCACUUGUUUUUCCCCAAAUGAAAAGCUGGGGGCACAUCUUUAUAACUGUCUCCCUGCACCAUGGACUGUGUUGGCAAAUUCUAAUAAUGACAGAAGUCCAUGCUGCUUCUCAGAUCUCCAGUUUCUUGGUAAGCCAAGAUGCGUCUGAUAAUGAAUGAGAGAUGCUUCUGUGCUCCUCAGUGUUAGGCCGGCUGUGGCGAGAUACUGAUGAUGGUCUUUACCUUUAUGACGCUCUUUAAUUCCAAGAGAUCCUGUUCUACCUUCUUCCUGCUCUUCUCCUUUUCUAUACGAUCUUCAGUGAUGAUCUGUUCAUACUCUCUUAUCUGCAAGGGUAGCCAUUAUAGACAUUAGUCAUUUAUUACUGUGCUCUCUUGGCUAAGCUGCAGCCCAGUCAGCCCUGUGCUUUUAAUAUAAAAUUUCAAAAUAAAAUAUGCCAAAUCUAAAGAUAAACCAAAGAAAAAAAUUUAGUAGAUACCUAGAUUGUAAAUAUUCACAUACUGACUUUAUAAUUAUUCCCAAAACUUUUCAGUUUUAAUAAUUCAAUUGUUUUGUUUCAUAAGAAAUGAAAUAUGAAUCAAAUAUGUCAUUAACGACCUCAGAAUAAUAUUGCUUUUUAAAAAAACGUUGGGGGAAUGUACAUAUACAAAUAGUAGCUGUUUUUUGUUGUUGUUUUGAGGCAGUCUCUAUCACCCAGGCUGGAGUGCAGUGGUACAAUCUUGGCUCACUGCAACUUCCAUCCUCCUGGAUUCAAGUGAUUCUUGUGCCUUCCUCUCCUGAGUAGCUGGAAUUACAGGUGUGUACCACCAUGCCUGGCUAAGUUUUGUAUUUUUAGUAGAGAUGGUGUUUUGCCAUGUGACUUAGGCUGGUGGAAAUUUGGCCAGGCACAGUGGCUCACACUUGUCAUCCCAGGAGACCAAGGUGGGCGGAUCAUGAGGUCAGGAGACUGAGACCAUCCUGGCCAACGCAGUAAAAUCCCAUCUCUACUAAAAUACAAAAAACUACCCAGGCGUAGAGGUGUACACCUGUAGUCCCAGCUACUUGGGAGGCUGAGGCAGGGGAAUUGCUUGAACUGGGAAGCAGAGGUUUCAGUGAGCCAAGAUUGUGCCACUGCACUGCAGCCUGGCAACAGAGCAAGACUUUGUCCCAAAACAAAAAAUUUAGGAAGUCUGCACUUAUUCCAUAAUGAAACCAUAAUCACAGGCUUGUUAGAAAUCAUUGACAAAGUGUCUUCAGAGAUCAUAGUGUAGAAAUAAUAGUGUCUACCUCAAGGGAUUGUGCGGGUUAGAUACGUUAUAGAUUUAAAACACUAGAAAAGCGCCUUGGAGAGAGAGAGCGCUGUGUCAGUGUUAGCCACUGCUCUGUCCCAUCAGCAGCAGCAGCACCUAAAAAGAAUCCUGGCGGUUUAUAAGCACACCUCCACUUUUGCCCCAAAAUAGCAAUACCCAGCUACUGUAACUUCGUUCCCACUCACUAUGCAGUGAGCGCCCAGAGGACGUCCGUACCGUCUUUGCGAGGUCUUGAAGGUGUGCUAAGUCACUGGCCUUUGCCACUUUGAGAGCAUUUAGUUCAUUCUGUUUCAUUUCUGUGUCCUUAUCAUAUUUCUCCAUCCAGAACUCUAGCUUCUCCUCAAGUUUCUAUUUGGAAAGAACAUGAAAACAUGGCAUUCACCAGACACAAAACACUAUUCUGUAUGAUUCCACUUAUAUAAGUUUCAAGAAUAAGGAAAACUUUCUAUCGAUAGAAGUCACAGCAGUAGUUACUUAUCUGGAUGGAGAGUUGGGCUACUGAUUUCGGAUGCUGUGAAUGUUCUCUGUACCUGUGUCCGGGUGGUGGUUAGAUGGAUGUGUACACAUAAAUGUCCAUCAAACUAUACACUAAGUACUUACACAUUUUAAGUUGUAUGUUAGUCAAUUUUAAAAUAGGGGAGGAGGGUCAUCUAGAUGUCUGGAUAGGGGAAGUUGCAAUGAAGAGGAAAGAAAAGUAUGUAGAAAAGUCUGAAGGUAAGGAAAAGCAUCAGCUAUCUCUUCUUUCCUAGUCAAGUAGGAUACAAUGUCUUCAAAAUUUUAAAAGAAAAUGAAUGUGAAUCAAAGACUGUACACCUAGCCAACCCAGCAUUCCAAUGUGAGGGAAGGAAAGACUAAACCCAGUCUUUCUGAAAGAGUUAUUCAAGGAUGUACUACUGUAGCAAAGUAAAAUGAAAGAUAUAUUAAGAAACGGAAAGGAACCAGCAAAACAUGCAGGGUAUGUGAUACUUUUUAAUCAGAAAUCCUAAUUCAGAAUUAAAACCACAAAGUAGGCAGGAUAAUCUGGUUGAAAGAGCACAGGCUCUGACGUUUCAAUUCCCAACUCUGGCACUGAAAGAAAGUUUACUUACAUUCUGUAAGCCUCUGGUUCCUUCAUAUAUAAAAUUCUAUACCUAGCCAAUAGUACAGUAUUACUAUUACAGUCAUAGUACAAACCUCGGAGGCUUGUUUUGAUGCUCAAGAUCAUUCUUGUACACCCACAGUGCACAUAUAUGUAUAUAAAAUGUCUGUAUAUAUCACUAUAUAUAUAUAUAAAAUGAAUGAUUUCAACAUGAGAUGAAGAGGGAGAGAAGAAAUAAGUGAAAUCUUUGCCUUAAUAAAGGCAAGAAGGUAUAAAUAUUGAUUAACCCUAGGCAGAUAAAUUUCAAAAGUGUAAAAAGAGAUGUUAACAUUUUAAGAGUUGUGUAGUAACAUAUAUACCAAAAUAGGCCGGGCACAGUGGUUCACACCUGUAAUCCCAGCACUUUGGGAGCCCGAGGCAGGUGGAUCACCUGAGGUCAGGAGUUUGAGAUCCACCUGACCAACAUGGAGAAAUACAAAAAUACAACAUUAGCUGGGCAUCUCUACUAAAAAUACAAAAUUAGCUGGACAUGGUGGUGCAUCUCUGUAAUCCCAGCUACUUGGGAGGCUGAGGCAGGAGAAUAGCUUAAACCUGGGAGGCAGAGGUUGCAAUGAGCUGAGAUCACAGCAUUGCACUCCAGCCUGGGCAACAAGAAUGAAACUUCAUCUAAAAAAAAAGCCGGGCGCGGUGGCUCAAGCCUGUAAUCCCACCAUUUUUUGGGAGGCCGAGGUGGGUGGAUCACGAGGUCAAGAGAUCGAGACCAUCCUGGUCGACAUGGUGAAACCCUGACUCUACUAAAAAUACAAAAAAUUAGCUGGGCAUGGUGGCGCGUGCCUGUAACCCCAGCUACUCAGGAGGCCAAGGCAGGGGAAUUGCCUGAACCCAGGAGGUGGAGGUUGCGGUGAGCUGAGAUCGCGCCAUUGCACUCCAGCCUGGGUAACAAGAGUGAAACUACAUCUCAAAAAAAAAAAAAAAAAUAUAUAUAUAUAUAUAUAUAUGAACAGUACAGAGGUGAUUAGCAUGACCACUGUGCAAGAGUGACACACAAAUUUGUGAAGCAUUCCAUAUUUGUGUACUUUCUAGAAACAAAAAAUUUAAAGGUUACCCCCAAAAGAACAGAAGUGUGUAACUUGCAGACUCCUAGACGAUGUACCUCGAGUGACACAUUGAGAGGUUACUUUAGGUGGUACGUAGCAUAUAAUGUUUUUAAAACAUGGCUAUAGUUAAUCAUUCUGAUUACACUAAGUAGGGAGGCUUGUGCCUGUAAUCCCAGCUGUUUGGAAGGCAGAGGUGGAAGGAUUGCUUGGGACCAGGAGUUUGAGGCCACCCUGAGCAACACAGUGAGACCCUAUUUCUGCAAAAAUGUUUUAAUUGGCCAGGUGUGGUGGUAUGCAUGUGUGGUCCCUAGCUACUCAGGGCUGCACAGGAUGAUUAUUUCAGCCCAGGAUUUGAGGGUGCAUUAGCUGUGAUGAGGCCACUGCACUCCGGCCUGGGCAAUGGAAUGAGAGCCAGUCUCUUAUAAAAUCACUCUGAUUAUGUUACAGUAACACGUCAGUUUGGUGCUGUCACGUCUCUUACAUCUUCUCUUCUUUUGUUAACAAGUUUUUGAAAACCCCAAAAAACAAAGAGGGAACAAGCUCCAGGCAAACAAAAGGGCUGGCUAUGAGGCAGUAACAUCGUUCGGUAUUUUUCGUAUUUCUAUUCACAUUAUUUUAUUCAUUUACUUUGAGAUAAGGUCUGGCUGUGACACUCAGACUGGAGUGCAAUGGCAUGAUAUUAGUUCACUGCAACCUCUGCCUCCAGGGCCGAGGUCAUCCUCCCAUCUCAGCCUCUUGAGUAGCUGGGACUACAGGUGUGCAACACCAUGUCUGGCUACUUUUUGUAUUUUUUGUUAGAGACAGGAUCUCACUCUGUUGCCCAGGCUGGUCUCAAGCUCUAUGUUCAAGCGAUCCACCCACAUCAGCCUCCCGAAUUGCUGGGAUUACAGGUGUGAGCCACCAUGCCCAGCCUAUUUAUACUAAUUUAUAUUUAUGGAAGGCGAUACUGGCUUUCCUUUUAUAGUAAUGAUAUAAAAAUCUUAAGUUAAAAUGAAUUGAUUUAUCUGUUUAGGCGAAUAAUUAGGUAGAAAAUAUUGGCCAGGUGCCAUCUCUCAUGCCAUAAUCCCAGCCAGCACUUUGGGAGGCUGAGGCAGGAGGAUUACUUGAGUCUGGGAGUUUGAGAUCAGCCAUGGCAACAUGGUGAAAAAAAGAAAAAUUAGCCAGGCACGGUAGCAUAAUAUACACCUACUAUGUGCCCACAAAAAUUAAAAGUUAAAAAAAAGUUUAGGAAAAAAGUUUUAAGACUAUAAAUCAAUUUACUAAUGAUCUAUUAAAAGAAUAACACAUUAUAAUUGGGUAAAGUUUAUCCCAAGAACUUGAAAAUGACUCAACAUCAGCAAAUCUAUUAAUGUGUUUCUUUAUUAACACAUUAAAGAAAACAAUAUCAUCUCAAUGAAUGAAAAAAAAUUCAUCUCAUAAAAUUGAGUACUUUUCCUGAUUAGAAAAAAAACUUUUAGCAAGACCAGACUAAAAAGGUACUUCCUGAAGUUGAUAGUUUAUAUACCAGAAAUCUACAGAGUAAACCUCACACUUGAUGAUUAAAAAAAGUAAAAAUAAAAACUCAUUUGUGCCAGUUACCGGUUUAUUGCCUGUCCGCUCCAAAUCCAUCUUUCUUUGCUUUGUGAAAAUGGAUGCUUGCUAUUAACAUUUUUCUUGCCAGCUGACAGAAUGAUAAACUGUGUCAGUAGAGGGCGCUGGAGGGACACAACAGGAAGGCUUCUCUUUGUUUCCCGGGGUUGCUAGCAGUGUGUGGGUGGGACACCCAGUGGCACUAGUUCACCUGCACGUUUUACUGAUGCCACAACAAGAGGGUUCUUGCUUGCCAUUCAAAGUUUCAGGGGUCUGUUCUUUUCCUCUGAAUGCUCUAACUUGCAUAUGAGAAACGAGGCAUGACUAUGAUGAAUUCAUGUGUAAUCCUGACCAAAACACCAGAACAAUGGUGGUGUAACCAAUAAUAGGAAAAUGAUGCCCAAUUGGGGUGCAGUGAUCUAACUUAUUCUAAUCAGGAUGAGUUAGACCCUAACUCCUGACCUCGUAAUUCGCCUGCCUCAGCCUCCCAGAGUGUUGGGAUUACAGGUGUGAGCCACCACGCCUGGCCUUGACUUAAUAUAUUUUAAGUCAUAAAUUAAGUCAUAAUUUAAAAAUUAUCAGUAUACAGCAAUAUAGGAAUCAAAAAAUUUUUUUUUCUUUUGAGAUGGAGUUUUGCUCUUGUUGCCCAGGCUGGAGUGCAAUGGCACAAUCUUGGCUCACCACAACCUCCACCUCCCGGGUUCAAGGGAUUCUCCUGCCUCAGCCUCCUGAGUAGCUGGGAUUACAUGAAUGGGCCACCACACCUGGCUAAUUUUGUAUUUUUAGUAGAGAUAGGGUUUCUCCAUGUUGGUCAGGCUGGUCUUGAACUCCCCACUUCAGGUGAUCAGCCCACCUCAGACUCCCAAAGUGCUGGGAUUAUAGGCAUGAGCCACCGUACGUGGCCAAAAAGUUUUCUCAUAUAAGCUCAAUGAUAAAAGCAGGAGACAAAGUUUUGCCUGUACUCUGUCAGAUUACAGCUAUAUAUCUAUUCAGAUGCAUGACCCUGAAAGAAAACAUGGGCUACAGUUUAUUGGACUGAAAGAAUGAUGGUUGAUUUUUCUUUAGAAAAAAUUAUUUUUCUUUCCUCGGUAUAAGUGGUGUAGAAAAAAAAAGCAGAGCAAAGCAUAGAAAAGUUUUGGUGACCCACCUGCUGCUCCUUUCUAAGGAACAUUUCAAUCUCCAUAUGAACCCGGGUCUCUUCUUCGGUUUUCAUCCUUAGCUUCUGUAAGAACAAUAAUCAGAUACUAGCAAGCCUUCCCCGCAGGGCUGGGAAUCAGUUGUUCUCAAGAUUAGGGCUGCAGCUUGGUCAGCAGCUCAGGUUUCCUUUACCACCUGGGAUCACAGGAAUUCUGUGGUAUUGCUCUCGCGUGGGAAUUCAGUUCAGUUCAGUGCAAUUCCUGUGGACAGACACUGCAGACCCACGUGGCGAGGCACUGUCUAGAUGUGUGUUAGUGUCCCCUAACGGAACACAAACCUGUUACCUGAAAACAGGUGACCAUUUAAGGAGAGAAACAGUACUUCAAGGGCACAAAAUUUUAGGGCCUAUAAGGAAGUUUCAGAGUGCAAAAAACUGUCGUCAAGGCCUUCAGCCAUGUAAAUUUAAGAGGAAGGACUCCUCCUGCACAGAAGUUACCUUGUCUAAGGAUGUUUGUUCCUUCUUCCUUCUUCCCAUCUGCCUGUUGUUCUUUUCUUUUCUUUCUUUCUUUCUUUUUUUUUUUUUUGAGAAGGAAGUCUUCCUAUGUUGCCCAGGCUGACUUCGAAAUCCUGGGCUCAAGGAUCGUCCUGUCUCGAUGCCUCACCUCCAGUUAGCUGGGACUAGUGCCUGGCUUUGUGUGCAUGUGUGUGUGCGUGCGUGGUCAUUUAGCAUUCCCCGCAAGAUCUACCAUUUCUUCCUCCUGAUAUUUUGAUGUUUUUCACCGUGACUUCUUAUCUCUAUAAAUUUAGGUUUGAAUGAACUUCAGCUCUCUAGAUGUUGAGAAUGAAAGGUACUAGUUAGAUGGAAUAAACAGCAGCAAAAUCCUGCCAUAACUAAGUAUCUUGUUUUGCCCUCUCCCUAUAAUUAGUAAGAGAAAUGGUGAGUGGUUUGAUAAGGGGAGAAAGUACAGCCAAUUUUCAGAGUCAUUAUGAAAGAAGCAGGAGAUGGAGGCUACGGCCCGUUGGAAUCUCUGCGUGCAAAUAUGCACAUCCUCAUUAAGGCUUUUAUUUUCAACCUCAAGUGCAAGGGGCUGUUGGAUAGAUGGAGGGAAAUCUUCCUCUCCCUCCUUGUUAGCUGACACAGUAUCAACAGUGAGAGCUCAAAUGCCAUCUCUGGGUUCUUUCCUAAUGUCCCAAGGAUUACCUCAAUCUCUUCCAGCAAGAGUUCCUCUGUUCUGUUACACUUUUUCUGGGUCUGGGCAAUCUGCAGCUCAGUAUUGAUUUUCAUGUAGCGAUUCUCCAAAUUGGUUUUUGCUUUCAUCUCUUGCAGUUGGUCCUUGAGGUUAGCAAUGUAUUCAUUCUGACUCUGUAGUGGAAAGACCAGGUUUCUAAACUGAAAAUACAUUCUACCUCCAUUGGGUUCAGUCAGUGGCUUCAGGUUCCUCUUUGUAUGUAUAAAUCAACAAGGAACUAGAACUAUUUUUCACACAAUGGGAAUUUUAGCCAACAAUCAUGAAGAGUACAGAUGAAAGAGAACACAGCAGUUCUGAGAAUCAGGGCUGUGAGAUUAGUUCCCAGGCACAUUAUCGGUGUACUCCGUAUUCCCCGCACAGAUUUCUUAUUGUGGGAGAGAGAUCACUGGUCAAAAUGAUCAAAAGAACUGACUUCCCACCCAAGCCUCCAGCUAUGUGAACUUGGCCAAGCCAAACUCUCCAACUUUUUUACCUUCUAUAAAUAAAAAAAAAUCUACUUUGCCUGAAAUAUCUCAGAGAGUGAUUAUUACGUUUCAUUCAUAAUAUGUGUGAAAACUCUUUUUGCAGGUCACCAAGUGCUUGCAAUUGUGAGGACUCAAUAUUCAUUAAGAAAAAUAUUGGGCCAGGCGCGGUGGCUCAAGCCUGUGAUCCCAGCACUUUGGGAGGUCGAGGCAGGCGGAUCACGAGGCCAAGAGAUCGAGACCAUCCUGGUCAACAUGGUGAAACCCCGUCUCUACUAAAAAUACAAAAAAUUAGCUGGGCAUGGUGUUGUGUGCCUGUAAUCCCAGCUACUCAGGAGGCUGAGGCGGGAGAAUUGCCUGAACCCAGGAGGAGGAGGUUGCAGUGAGCCGAGAUCGUGCCGUUGCACUCUAGCCUGGGUAACAAGAGCGUAACUCCGUCUCAAAAAAAAAAAUUUUUUUUUAAAUUAAAAAAGAAAAAUAUUUAUUCAGCACCAGGCAUUGAGCUAGGCACUAAGAAAAUAGUGAAGCUCUAAACAGACAUAUUCCCUGCUCCUGUAGAGCUUACGAUCCAAUAGAAGAGAUAUGGUUAAAAAGAAACAAAUAUGUGUGAACUUUUAAAAAUUGUGCAAAAUGAUAGAAAAGAAAAGCUUGACAGACUGUGGGAGAAAAUAGCAAAGGAGAAGUACAUUAGAUUGGAAGGUCUGGGAGGGACUCUCUUAGGAAAGCAAUGGUUUAUUCGAUACCUGAAGGAUAAGUAAACCCACCACAUGAAAAAUAGGGUUGGCUGGGUGCAGUGGCUCACACCUGUAAUCCCGGUACUUUGGGAGGCGGAGGCGAGUAGAUCACGAGGUCAAGAGAUCGAGACCAUCCUGGUCAACAUGGUGAAACCCCGUCUCUACCAAAAAUACAAACAUUAGCUGGGCGUGGUGGGGCGUGGGAGGCUGAGGCAGGAGAAUUACUUGAACCCGGAGGCGGAGGUUGAGGUGAGCUGAGAUCACGACAUUGCACUCCAGCCUGGGCAACAAGAGCAAAACUCCAUCUCAAGAAAGAAAGAAAAAGAGGAGAGAGAGAAGGAAGGAAGGAAGGAAGGGAGUGAGGGAGAGAGGGGAAAGAAAAAAGAGAAAGAAGAAAGAAAAAUAGGGUUAAGGGAAUUGUUAAGAAAACAUAUAUCCCCAAAUCCUGAAGCAGUCAAGACCUGGAUACAUUCCAGGAACUGAAAGAAAACUCUGGAGGCUCUAGACUAGUGAGGACUGAAGGGAGGACAAGGAGGUUGGAGAUAAGUGUACCACGCAGGACCUCAGAGGCCUGACUGAGAAAUUCAGAUUUUAUUCCGACUGUCAUGGGAACCCUUGGAAAGCUUUUAGUCAGGGGUAACAUUUGUUUGAAAGAACUGUUUGAGAAGAAACAAUGUGAGUAACUCCACAGAGAGGUGAUCAGUAGUCACCUGACAGCGUAACAAGCAAACACAACCAGCAACAGAAGUGCAUGGUUUCAGAUUUGCCCUCCUUUAAACGCCAACUGCCGUUUCUUUUCUUUUUCUUUUUCUUUGCGCUCUUGUUGCCCAGGCUGGAGUGCAACGGCGCGAUCUCGGCUCAUCAGAACCUCCGCCUCCUGGCUUCAAGCAAUUCUCCUGCCUUGGCCUCCCAAGUAGCUGGGGUUACAGGCACCCGUCAUCUCGCCCAGCUAAUUUUGUAUUUUUAGUAGAGAUGGGGUUUCCUCCAUGUUGGUCAGGCUGGUCUUGAACUCCCAACCUCAGGUGAUCCACCCACCUUCGGCCUCCCUAAGUGCUGGGAUUACAGGCGUGAGCCACCACCUUUCCAACCACCUUUCAUCUUAGUGUGUAAGUUGGGUAGAAUUAGUUUUUUAUUUAAAAAAAAUUCUUUUUUAGAGACAGGAUCUCCCUCUAUCACCCAGGCUGGAGUCCAGAGGCUUGAUCACAGCUCACUAACCUUCAGUUAGUUUCUGGGCUCAAGUGACCUCCCAAGUAGCUAGUACUACAGGUGUAUGCCAUCAUGCCCGGCUCACUUUUUAACAUUUUUAGAGAUGGGGGUCUCUCUAUGUUGCCCAGGUUGGUCUCAAACUCUUGGCUUCAAGGGAUCCUCCCGCCUUGGCCUCCUGAAGUGCCGAGAUUACAGGCAUGAGCCACUGCACCCAGCUUUUUUGUUGGUUUUUUUGGAGACAGGGUCUUGUUCUGUCACUCAAGCUGAAGUGCAGUAGCAUGAUCAUGGCUCACUGCAACUGUGACCUCUCAGGCUCAAGAAAUCCUCCUGCCUCAGCCUAUAGAGGCUUAUUAUUAUUAUCAUUAUUAUUGUAGAAACAGAGUUUCACGAUGUUGCCCAGGCUGGCCUCAAAACCCCGGGCUCAAAUGAUCCUGCCAUCUCAGCCUCCCAAAGUGCUAGGAUUACAGGCAGGAGCCACUGCUGCACCCAGCCUCAUUUUUUUUCUUGAGGUAGGGUCUUACUCUGUCCCCCAGGUUGUAGUACAGUGUCACCAUCGUAGCUCACUGUGAUCUUGAACUCCUAGGCUCAAGCAGUCUCCUGUCUUCAGCCUCCCAAGUAGCUAGGGAAUUAAUUCUAAGUAACUGCAGGAAAAACAAAGCGGUAAUUGGAAAAAUCCUCUAUUAAGGAAAGCAGACGUAGGCAGCAGUGCCCAGUCUUUUGGCUUCACUGGCCACAUUGGAAGAAGAAGGAUUGCAUUGGGCCACACAUAAAAUACACCAACAAUAGCUGACAGGCUAAAAAAAAUCACACAUACAACAUCUCUCCUAAUGUUUUAACAGAGUUUAUGAAUUUGUGUUGGGUCCCAAUCAAAGCCAUCCUGGGCCACAUGCGGCCUGCGGGUUGCAGGUUGGGUAAGCUUGACUUAAAGUGUCAUUAGGUCCCAGCCCGGCGGCAUGGCUCACCUAUAAUCCCAAAACUCUGUGAAAUCAAGGCAGAAGGAUCACUUGAACCCAGAAGUUCAAGACCGGCCAGGGCAACAUGGUGAAACCUGUCCUUGCAAAAAAAUUUAAAAACUAUCUAGGCCUGGUGGCAUGUACCUGUAGUCCCAGCUACUAGGGAGACUGAAGUGGUAGAAUCCCUUAAGCCCCAACGUCGAGGCUGCAGUGAGCUGUGUUCACGCCAUUGCACUUUAGCCUGGGCAAUAGAGUGAGACCCAGUCUCAAAAAAAAGAAAGAAAAAGAAUCAUAAGAUGAAUCAGAAUGGAAUUCUUCAAGUUAUUUUAUCUACUAACUUCUUGAUAUACCUCUACAGAAUCAUUCUAAUUGUAUGAGAGUUAUUCUAGCUAGAUCAGAAUCAUUCCAAAGAGACUCAGUAUUUCUGGCACAGAAUAUGCUAUAAGCCCUUUGAUAAUAUGUCUUAGUAUUUCAUAUUCUCUUACAAGUUGCAGGAUUGCAGGCAAAUUACUUAACCUCACUAAGCCUAUUUUGUCAUCCCAGUGCCUGGCACAAUCUGUAGGCUCAAUAAAUGUUGAUUAAAGGAAUUUUAAGAGCUAUCUGCUUUUGGCUCACUUUUCCUUCCAUUCUUUCUAUACACACUUUCCUUCUCCCCUGUCUUCCCCAUUUCUUCCCGUCCCCCUGCCCCGCUUUUUUUUGAGAUGGAAUCUUGCUGUAUUGCCCAGGCUGGAGUGCAGUGGUGUGAUCUCAGCUCACUGCAACCUCCACCUCCCAGGUUCAAACGAUUCUCUUGCCUCAGCCUCCUGAGUAUCUGGGAUUAUAAGCAUGUGCCACCACACUUGGCUAAUUUUUCUGUUUUUUUUUUUUUUUUUUUUUAGUAGAGACAGAGCUUCACCAUGUUGGCCAGGCUGGUCUGGAACUACUGACCUCAGGUGAUCUGCCCGCCUCAGCCUUCCAAAGUGCUGGGAUUACAGGUGUGAGCCACUGUGCUUGACCCAUUUCUCCUCUUUCUUCCUCUUCCCUCCCUUCUAUUCCCAAAUUGUAUGGCAGUCAGUGUUAAGGUGUGAAUCUUUUUUUUUUUUUUUUUUUUUUUUUUGAGAUAGGGUCUCGCUCUGUUGCCCAGGCUGGAGUGCAGUGGCGUGAGCACAGCUCACUGCAACCUCUACCUCUGGGGCUCAAGUGAUCCUCUCACCUCAGCCUCCCAAAUAGCUGGGCCCACAGGGGCAUGCUACCACGCCACCACUCCCAGCUAAUUGUAUUUUUUUUUUUUGGUAGAGAUAGGGUUUUGCCAUGUUUCCCAGACUGGUCUCAAACUCCUGGCCUCAAACAAUCCACUCGCCUCCACCUCCGAAAGUGCUGGAAUGACAGCCAUGAGCCACCGUGCCUGGCCUAGGUUUGAAUCUUUAAAUGACUGGAGUUAAAGUGAAAAUGUGACGGUUUUACUUCUUCACCUGGAUCCUUUUACCUAUAUUAUCCCUUAGAUUUCCUUCAAGGUCCAGCUUGUAUAUCACUUACGUAAAUAAAGCCUUUUGCAGAAAACCUUAGCCUGUAGGUUUUCUGUAGUUUUGUUUCUCACAGAAUCUAAAUAGUGUUAGACAGGUAUUUGUUAAAUAGUGUCCAUACAUACAAAUAUAUACUUUUGAAAACUCAAGAGUGUUUUCUGGUAAUUUUUCUUCCUCAAAUUCAAUAUUAAGACUUCAGAGUAAAAAUAUGAAGAUCAGAAAUGCAAAGUGAAAAGUCUUUAGCUUCUGCCUCUGGUAAACAGAAGGUAUUGCAUCAUGAAAGUGUUUAUAGGGACACACAACAUCGACAAUGCCAAGUCAAAGACAUCUGGUUUUAAUGCCAUUGCCAUGGGCCUCUGAGUACUCUGGGUUCCUCCUGGAUUGGUAUUUUGCACAAAUAUAUAUAUAUGUUUUUGAGACAGAGUCUCGCACUGUCACCCAGGCUGUAGUGCAGUGGUGCAAUCUCGGCUCACUGCAAUCUCCACCUCCUGGGUUCAAGCAUUCUCCUGACUCAGCCUCCCGAGUAGCUGGGACUACAGGUGUGCGCCACCACAAGUUAAUUAUUUUUUGUAUUUUAGUAGAGACGGGAUUUCAUCAUGUUGGCCAGGAUGGUCUAGAUUUCUUGACCUUGUGAUCCGCCUGCCUUGGCCUCCCAAAGUGCUGGGAUUGCAGCUGUGAGUCACUGUGCCCGGCCUUGCACAAACGUUUUUAUGACCCUCCAUGCUGACGGUGUGGAAACACAGGAGGAGGAUAAGAAACGCUGACAGGCCACUGAUGGUAAAAUCAUGACUGGGGUAUACUGACGAGCUGAAGUGCCAUUCCAUUUCCUCUUCUUCCCAGUGUGAAAGAAGAGCCAGCCUAGAAGCAGCCGGUCCAGGCCAAGGGUUUUGGGUUGCAUGAAUGCCUUUUCAGAUUUUACUAAGAAAACAUUUGCCUUCACUACAACAUGCAAUCCUAGUUGUCCACGGUGUCUGGAACUUUCCUCAUGGUCAGGUCCAUGGACUGAUGCAUCGCAUUUUUGGGUUUUCAUGGCUGACCCACGUUACUUCCAAAUCCCAAAAUUGCCCUCAGAUCUGGACUUCUGGACAUGUUAUUUGAAUUAAGAGAAGCACGAUUUACUAAUAAAAAGAGGCAGUCUACCAGUUCGAGUUAAUAAGGCUCUGAUGGCUGCCAUAAUAAUGUGAGCCAAGGGCUUUUUUUUUUUACUUUGAGACCGAGUCUCACUCUAUCGCCCAGGCUGGAGUGCAGUUCCGGCUCACUGCCACCUCCGCCUCCUGGGUUCAAAUGAUUGUCCUGCCUUAACCUCCUGAGUAACUGGGGUUACAGGCAUGUGCCACCACGCCCGGCUAGACGGUGUUUCACCAUGUUAGCCAGGAUAAUCUCGAUCUCCUGACCUUGCGAUCCAUCCGCCUCGGCCUCCCAAAGUGCUGAGAUGACAGGCAUUAGCCACCGCGCCCGGCCGAGCCACGGGCUUUUAAUGGUGGUGUCUGCUUUCAUAACUGUAAGCAAAGUACAGAACAGGGCACUGGUUCCUGGAAGUUUGGAAGCUACUGUCUGCGAAGUUGGCACUUGUCUUAUACCUAAGGUUGCCCCUCUGGUUGGAAAGCAAAAGGAAAAUGGGGAUGUGAUGUAGUCUAUUAAAGAGAUAGAAGCCACAGGAAAAAAAAAAUUCUCUAUUAAGUUAACAUUUAUGGCCAGACAUGGUGGCUCAUGCCUGUAAUCCCAGCACUUUGGGAGGCUGAGGUGGGCAGAUCAUUUGAGGUCAGGAGUUUGCGACUAGCCUGGCCAACAUAGCAAAAACCCAUCUCCACUAAAAAAAUACAAAAAUUAGCCAGGUGUGGUGGUACACCCCUGGAAUCCCAGCUACUUGGGAGGCUGAGGUAGGAGAAUCACUUGAACCCUAGAGGCGGAGGUUGUGGUGAGCCGAGAUCACACCACUACCCUCCAGCCUGGGGGAGAGAAUGAUUCUAUGUCUUAAAAAAAAAUAACAUUUCUAUUUGUCUGCGUGACCCUGACUUAGAAUACUGGCUGAUACUAUAUGAGUCCAUAGACUCAGAAUAAACUCUGAGCUGCAAUAAUCCUAGUUACUUGGGAGGCUGAGGUAGGACUGCUUGAGGCCAGGAGUUCAAGACCAGCUUGGGCAACAAAGAGAGAUCCACAUCUCAAUUAAAAAAAAAAAAAAUGUCGAGGCACAGUGGCUCACACCUGUAAUCCCAGCACUUUGGGAGGCCAAGGGAGGUGGAAUACUGCCUCGUACCAGGAGUUCCAGACCAGCCUGGGCAACAUGGCAAAACCCUGUCUCUACUAAAAAUACAAAAUUAGCUGGGCCUGGUGACAUGCGUUUUACUGUUAUUUUGUUGCUGCCGUUAGAUUCAAUGCUAGGUACUUGAUGGUGUUGACACUAUGGUAAGUAAUAUAUGUAAAUUUUCAAUUUUCUACUCUAAGUCUGUUAUGGAUAUAAAAAAGACAAUUUUUUUUUUCUUUUUGAGAUGGAGUCUUGCUCUGUCACCAUGCUGGAGUACAGUGGCGCAAUCUCAGCUCACUGCAACCUCUGCCUCCUGGGUUCAAGUGAUUCUCCUGCGUCAGCCUCCCAAGGAGUUGGGACGGCAGGUGCGCACCACCACACCCAGCUAAUUUUUGUGUUUUUAGUAGAGACAGGGUUUCAGCAUGUUGGCCAGGAUGGUCUCGAUCUCUUGACCUCAUGAUUUGACUGACUUGGGCUCCCAAAGUGCUGGGAUUACAGGUGUGAGCCGCCACACCCCACCAAAAGAUAAUCUGUAUAUACAGAUCUUGGUUCUUUUUUCCCAGUAGUUUCGUGAAAGUUCUGAUCCACUGUUACCUUGUUUUGUAUGCUGAUGUUCAGAAGUCUGAAACUUUCUUCCUUUGUGACUUUUUGCCUAGUGUCUAAGGCAAUUGCUCCAAACAUCCCAGCUACCACAAAACGCUGCAUUCUUGUUGGCGUCAUUUUCUGACCCACAUGUCCCUAAUGUCCAGGCGCUUCCUAUCUUCUUGUUUCCAACCUUGACUACUGGUUUUCAGUAACUCUAGGGAUUUAACUUGAUUUCAUUUUGAUCGUUGUUUUUCUGUUCCAAGGCUUGCCUUGGAUCUGCUGGUCUUGAUGCCUCCCUCUAUUCCUUCCCUCCUUCCUUUCUUCCUUCUCUCCUUCCCUCCUUUCUUUUUCCUCCCUCCCUCCCUCCCUCCCUCCCUCCUUCCCUCUCUCUUUUUCUCUUUCUUUCGAGAUCCGGUACAAAGCAUAAUCUUGGUUUCUUAACCUAUUCUUUUGCUGAUGAUCAUAAUAUCUGAAUGAUACUCAGCUUCCUAAGUAGCUGGGACUACAGGCGCGCGCCACCAUGCACUGCUAAUUUUUGUAUUUUUAGUAGAGACAGGGUUUCACCAUGUUGGUCAGGCUGGUCUCCAUCUCCUGACCUCGUGAUCCACCCACCUCGGCCUCCCAAAGUGCUGGGAUUAUAGGCAUGAGCCACUCGCCUGGCCAUCCUCUGUAACUUUCUUUUUUUUUUGAGACAGAUUUUCACUUUUGUUGUCCAGGCUGGUGUGCAAUGACUUGAUCUUGGCUCACCACAACCUCCACCUCCCAGGUUCAAGCGAUUCUCCUGCCUCAGCCUCUCGAGUAGCUGGUGUUACAGGCGUGCACCACCACACCUGGCUAAUUUUGUAUUUUUAGUAGAGACAAAGUUUCUUCAUGUUGGUCAGACUGGUCUCAAACUCCCGACUUCAGGUGAUCCGCCUGCCUCGACCUUCCAAAGUGUUGGGAUUACAGAUGUGAGCCACUGUGCCCAGCCAUCCUCUGUAACUUUCUAGACUGCUCAUAAGAAAAGCUGUCCGUUAUCCUGAUACAGCUUGUUUCUAACUGCUUAGAUUGUAGCCCCAACUUUGUUUUGCAAGUCAGUUCCUUAAAACUUGGGAUGUAUUUUCUUGUAAAGUACUCUAGAUAUGAGGUUGGGUCCUAGUGACCACAAAAGCUCACAAAUCCACUUUGUCCUUGAAAUAUAAUACGAAUGCCAUGAUUAAGCCUAACCGCCACGUAUAAGAAGAUGUAUAAUGUGCUUAAUGUCUUCUCUAGGAAUAUAAUUUUGCAUCUGGGAUUUAAGAAUAUAAGAGGCUGCCUGAGACUAGGUCCCCUGUGGGAGAGGGGUGGACGGUGUAUGUGGGGUAGGAUAUGAGGAUGAGGACUAACAGCUUCAGGGAGUUGGGGUCUCACAGGGCUCUGCACUCAAGAGAAACCUGUACAACCCAGGCCAGAUCACUAGUUGCUCUCUUUAUAUUUUCUUUUUCUUUUUUUGAGACAGAAUCUUACUCUGUCGCCCAGACUAGAGGGCAAUGGCGAUAUCUCAGCUCACUGCAACCUCCCAGGGUUCAAGCGAUUCUCCUGCCUCAGCUUCCCAGGUAGCUGGGAUUACAGGCAUGCAUGACCACACCUGGCUAAUUUUUUUUUUUUUUUGAGACGGAGUUUUGCUCGUUACCCAGGCUGGAGUGCAAUGGCGCGAUCUCGGUUCACCGGAACCUCCACCUCCUGGGUUCAGGCAAUUCUCCUGCCUCAGCCUCCUGAGUAGCUGGGAUUACAGGCACGCGCCAUCAUGCCCAGCUAAUUUUUCUAUUUUUAGUAGAGACGGGGUUUCGCCAUGUUGACCAGGAUGGUCUCGAUCUCUUGACCUCAUGAUCCACCCACCUCGGCCUCCCAAAGUGCUGGGAUUACAGGCACGCACGACCACACCCGGCUAAUUUUUAUAUUUUUAGUAGAGAUGGAGUUUCACCAUGUUGGCCAGGCUGGUCUCAAACUCCUGACCUCAGGUGAUCCACCCACCUUGGCCUCCUAAAGUGCUGGGACUCCAGGUGUGAGCCACUGUGCCUGGCUAUAUUUCAACAGUAAAGGAAUGCCAGAAGAAACAAUGAUCUUUUAUGCGUAACUCUUCUCUGCUUGAGAAAGAUAGCAUCCAUUUAUUUAAUAGCUAUGUUAGCUCAGUCACUUUUGGUGUUACGCAGGUAAUUCUUACCUGUACUUCAAAUUGCUGUUCUUUUUUGACGUUAAUUAGCUGUUUUUGAAGGGAUAUUAUCUGUUUUCUUCCUUUUUCCUCCCUAGAAGAAAUGAGAAUGAUUUGUGUUCAGAGCAGAGCUUCUCAAACCUUGGAGUGCACGAGGGUCACCCUGCACACAAAACACCAAACUCCUCACACCUGUGAUCCCAGAACUUUGGGAGGCCAAGGUGGGUGGAUCACCUGAGGCCGGGAGUUCAAGACCAACCUGGCCAACAUGGUGAAACCCCAUCUCUACUAAAAAUAUAAAAAUUAGCUGGGUGUGGUGGCUCAUGACUGUAGUCCAAGCUACUUGGGAGUCUGAGGCAGGAGAAUCACUUGGACCCAAGAGGCAGCGGUUGCAGUGAGCUGAGAUCAUACCACUGUACUCCAGCCUGGGCAACAAGAGCAAAACUCCAUCUGAAAAAACAAACAAACAGAAACCAAAUUCCUGGCCUCUACUCCCAGAGACUGAUUCAGCAGGUCUGGGAGGGGAGCCUGAAAGGUGCUGCUCUGUCGAGCUCCCAGGUGAUGCUAUUGGUGCUGGUCCAAUAACACAUUUGCAAUAACACUUUUUAAAAGACAAUUUGUUUUAAUAAUUUGGAGGAAGAUUUUCUGGCUUAUCAGUAUUAAAUCUAAAAUAGCUGCCCCUGAGAAAAAGUGAAGAAGAGAAGGACAGCAGGAGGAGAAAGAAGAACCCUUUCUACUUUGGGCACUCUCAUUACGUAUUCUUCCCCUCAAAACAGCCUUCCGAGGUAAUCCAUCAUUAUCCCUGUUUUACAGAGAGGGCUAAGGUAGCUUGAUAUACUGGAUGUGAGAAUGUGCCUCACCAGGCUCCAACUACAGGGAUGGAGGUUGGGUCCGAAUGACCACAGAAGCUCACAAAUCCACUUUGUCCUGGAAAUCAGGACAUACAAAAGCAAGGGUUACAGCUUCUAGGCUCCAAAAUCCUUUGCUGUGUGUGUUCCGGGACCACACUUCCCACAGACUGCUCCCACCCAGUGAAGUGUGGCAGGAAUAGUAUGGAGCAAGCCUUUCCGGGGAGCCAGGACUUCUCUGAUGGUUGACUUUAGUUCAAGGACCCCUGAAGACCUUGCCAAACAUAGCAGGGGCUUCCACCCCUCUCCUUCUCUUGGGGUCGGCAUUUCCUCUCACACAGACAUUUCCCCUGAUAGUCUUUGCACGAAUCAUUCCAUCUUGGCAUCGAUUUCUCAGAAGACCUGGACUUACAUACUUGCCAUGGUCACACGAACAGUAAAUGGCAGAAGGGGUUCAAACUCAGUACGCUCUGACACCAGAGCCUGAGAACUUAACUAUAUUACUGUUUCCCGGUUUGCUCUCAGAAACAGCCUUCUGCUCUCUCCAGCAAUACCAUUAUUUAGGUUUAAAACAAACAAAAAAUAGCAAAACAAUACCAGAAUAAACAAAACAACAAAAAAAGACUUCUUACUAAACCGCAGCUAGGUAAACAUUUUUACUCAAGAGUUUUUAUUUUUAUUUUUGUUUAUUUAUUCUGUUCUGUAGGCUGGAGUCCAGUGGUGUGAUCUCAACUCACUGCAACCUCCACCUCCCAGGUUCAAGCAAUUCUCCUGCCUCAGCUUCCUGAGUAGCUGGGAACUACAGGUAUACGCCACCACGCCCAAGUAAUUUUUGUAUUUUUAGUAGAGGAAGGAUGUCACCAUGUUGGCCAGGCUGUCUCGAACUCCUGACCUCCAAUGAUCCACCCACCUCAGCCUCCCAAAGUGCUGGGAUCACACGCAUGAGCCACCAUGCCCGGCUCUCCGUUCCCUCUUGAAACAAUACUAAAAUAACAGGCAAGAAAAUAAUAAAAGGUAUAAACUUAUAAAGACAAAGAGAUUGGCCAGGCGUGGUGGUUCACACCUGUAAUCCAAGCACUUUGGAGGCGAAGGUGGGUGGUCACCUGAGGUUGGGAGUUGAAAACCAGCCUGACCAACAUGGUGAAAUCCCGUCUUAAAAAAAAAAAAAGACAGAUUGGAAGAAGAAAGAAUGCAGUUGACAUACAUCAGCAAAACUAAAGAAGAUAUAAAGCAGACAAGAGAAAAAUGAGAUCUAAAUGUGUACAGAAUGAGAAGCCAAGAAGAAAACUGAAUAAAACUACAGCCCCCCAGAAAAGCGCAGCACAUGGAGGCACCACACACCUUCUUGUCUGUUGGUUUGUUUUUGUUUUGUUUGGUUUAGACAGUCUCCCUCUGUUGCCCAGGCUGCUGGAGUGCAGUGGCGCAGUCUCGGCUCAUUGCAACCCCACCUCCCGGGUUCAAGUGAUUCUCCUGCCUCAGCCUCCUGAGUAGCUGGGAUUACAGGUGACUGCCAUCACACCUGGCUAAUUUUUUGUAGUUUUGGUAGAGAUGGGGUUUCGCCAUGUUGGCCAGGCUUGUCUCGAACUCCUGACUUCGUGAUCCACCCACCUUGGCCUCCCAAAGUGCUGGCAGAUGUGAGCCACUGCGCCCAGCUACAGGGUUAAAUCUGAGUGGAGUGAUUGAAAGUCUGGCAAAGGAGCAUUAUGACCUUUUGAUUCCCUUCCUCACCCGUUGUGGUCAGGCAACUGCCUGUCCUCAUCUUGGGAUAUCAUGGGUGUAUUGUUAGUUUUGGCUAGGUUUCCUGGAAGAGUUGAACCAAGGAUUUGGACUUGGAGACAGAACCAGACACAGCUGGAAGUGGAGAUGAAAGGCCGUGCUAAAAAUAGGGGGAUCUGCUGGGCGUGGUGGCUCAAGCCUAUAAUCCCAGCACUUUGGGAGGCUGAGGCGGGUGGAUCAUCAGGUCAAGAGAUCGAGACCAUCCUGGUCAACAUGGUGAAACCCCAUCUCUAUUAAAAAUACAAAAAAUCAGCUGGGCAUGGUGGUGUGUGCCUGUAAUCUCAGCUACUCAGGAGGCUGAGGCAGGAGAAUUGCCUGAACCCAGGAGGCGGACGUUGCGGUGAGCCGAGAUUGUGCCAUUGCACUCCAGCCUGGGUAACAAGAGCGAAACUCCGUCUCAAAAAUAAAAUAAAAUAAAUUAGCCAGACAUGGUGACACACAUCUGUGGUUCUAGCUACUUGGGAGGCUGAGGCAGGAGAAUCACUUGAGCCUGGGAGGUUGAGGCUGCACUUUAGCCUGGGCAGCAGAGCAAGUCCCAGUCUUAGAAAAAUAAGAAGAAGAAAGAAAGAGUUGCAAGACAAAGUUAAGGAAAUCUCUCUAAGAGCAGAAUAAAAACAAUGCUGAUGGUAAAUGAGCAAAAAAGGACGAGAAAAAUGCAGGAUCAAUCAUUACUGGAUGAACAUCUAAAGGGAGUUUCAGGCCGGGCGUGGUGGCUCACGCCUGUCAUCCCAACACUUUGGGAGGCCGAUGUGGGUGGAUCACUUGAGGCCAGGAGUUCGAGACCAGCCUUGCCAACAUGGUGAAACCCCAUCUCUAUUAAAAAUACAAAAAUUAGCUAGGUGUGGUGGCGCAUGCCUGUAGUUCCAGCUACUUGGGAGGCUGAGGCAGGAGAAUCGCUUGAACUGGGAGGCAGAGGUUGCAGUGAACUGAGAUCAGGCCAUUGUGCUCCAACUUGAGUGACAGCAAGAUUCUGUCUCAAAAAAAAAAAAAAAUGGAGUUUCGGAAAGAAUUCCUAAGUUGAAAGGUCCUGGAAAAGAAAAACUUUCCUUGUCAUUCAUUUGUUAUUGUUCAGUGAUUUUCAAUGAAUUCAAUCUUAAGAAAGACUAACAGAGAAGGAAGAAUAGUCUUGAUGUAUUGUAAAUACAGAUAAUGAAGGCCCAGCAAUCUGAAUUAUUGUCCCAGCAGAACUAGGAAGAAAACCCAAAUUCUGACUUCUAGUUAUCUUCCCUGGAAAGCAAAUGGUUGGUUUGCUUUAGAAUCAAGGAUUUCCAGUACGAGUGUUACAGCACUUUAAAAUGCAGCAAAGCAAAUAACCCUAACGGUAUUCUUACCUGGCAAUGAUACCACAGAAAUACGGUAUUCUCACCUGGCAAUGACACCACAGAAAUACGGUAUUCUCACCUGGCAAUGACACCACAGAAAUACGGUAUUCUCACCUGGCAAUGACACCACAGAAAUACGGUAUUCUCAACUGGCAAUGACACCAUAGAAAUGCGGUAUUCUCAACUGGCAAUGACACCAUAGAAAUGCGGUAUUCUCAACUGGCAAUGACAUCAUAGAAAUACGGUAUUCUCACCUGGCAAUGACACCAUAGAAAUACGGUAUUCUCACCUGGCAAUGACAUCACAGAAAUGCGUUUUCUUCCCCCUCUCUUUGCUCAAAGCUUGCAGGAGAUUGUUGAAAGUGCCCGAAUCUUCCAACUCCUUAAUGGUAUCUGCAAUCACAUCACUGAAAAACUGCCUGAGAGGAGAAACAAAACAAAAAAAAGAUGAGUUAAUACAUUAAAUUUUCAAGCCAGGUGCAGCGGCAUGUGCCUUAAUCCCAGCUACUUGGGAGGCGGAGGUGGAAGAACUGCUUGAGCCCAGGAGUUUGAGAUCAGCUGGGACAACAUAGCAAGACCUGGUUUCAAAACAAACAAAAUAUGUAUGUAUAUGUAUAUAUAUUUCCCUAUAUUCACAAAGGGCUACAGACGUCACACAAGUUAAGACCCAGGCCAGGCGUGGUGGCUCAUGCCUGUAAUAUCAGCACUUGGGAGGCCAAGGCAGACAGAUCACUUGAGGUUAGACGUUUGAAACCAGCUUGUAUUUUGUAUUUCCACGGGGAAAUACAAAAAUUAGCCAGGUGCAGUAGUGCGUGCCUGGAAUCCCAGCUGCUCAGCAGGCUGAGGCGGGAGAAGUGCUUGACUCUAGGAGGCGGAGGUUGCAGUGAGCUGAGAUUGCACCACUGCAAUCCAGCCUGGGCAACAGAGCAAGACUCUGUCUCAAAAAAAGAAAAAAAAAAGUUUGAUUAGGUCUUUAAAAAAUUUUUUUUAAAUGAUUUAACUUUUUUCAAAAUUAUGAAGUAUUUCAAAAAUUUAGAAAGUAUAAUGAAUAUUUCUGCAUAUAACACAAAAUUUAAAUAUUUUACCAUGGUAGAGACUUGGUUUUUCAGACAUAUGUCAAAUAUAUUUGAAGUCUCUAAUCCCAGUCCCUCAACCUUCCCCAAAGACAACCACUCUUCUGAAUCCGGUGAUGAUUAUUCUCUGGCAUGUUGUGAUACUUUCAUUAUGUGUUUGUGCAUUUUAUUUAAAUAAUACAUGUAGUUUCACUUUUUUUUUUGAGACAGAGACUCACUCUAUUAGCCAGGUUUAUGGUGGUGCUAAGAGGUUUUUGCUGUUGGUUUUUAAAUGAUGAAUGUAUGUGGAAUUUUGCCAAAUGCCUUUUCUGCAUCGCUUGAUCUUUCUUUUUAUUUCUUCUUUUUUUUUUUUACAUUUUCCAAAGCUAAACUAUUUUUGUCUUCCUGGGAUAAUUCCAAUUUCAUUAUGAUUUUUGAGAUGGAGUGUCGCUGUGUUGCCCAGGCUGGAGUGCAGUGGUGUGAUCUUGGCUCACUGCAACUGCUGCCUUCCAGGUUCAAGCGAUUCUCCUGCCUCAGUCUCUUGAGUAGCUGAGAUUACAGGCACACACCACCACACCUGGCUAAUUUUUGUAUUUUUAGUAGAGUCAGGGUUUCACCAUGUUGGCUGGGCUGAUCUUGAACUCCUGACCUCAUGAGGAGGCACCACUACACUCUAGGAUGGGCGACAGAGUAAGACUCUGUCUGCAAAGAAGGAAAAAAAUAAAUGAAAGGGAACUUUGUGAUUUUUAAAAAUUAUUAAUUAAUGUAUUUAUUUAUUUAGAGAUAGAGUCUCACUUUCCAGGCUCAGGUGAUUCUCACAUCUCAGCCUCCAGAGUAGCUGAGACCAUAGGCACGCACCAUCAUGCCCAGAUAAUUUUUUUUAUUUUUAGUAGAGAUGAGAUUUCACUGUUGCCCAGGCUGGUUUCAAACUUCUGGGCUCAAGCAAUUCUUCCACCUUGGCCUCCCAAAGUGGUAGAAUCUCAGGUGUGAGCCACCACCUCCAAUCUAUUGUCAUUUUUAUGUCUUUAAUAUUGUGAUUUCCACUUUGAUUCUGGAUAACUGUGGAAGAUGUACAUUUCAUGAGUAUACCCUGGGUUUUUUUUUUUGAGACGGAGUCUCACACUGUCACCCAGGCUGUAUUGCAGUGAAGUGAUCUUGGCUCACUGAAAUCUCCGCCUCCUUGGUUCACUGCCUCAGCCUCCCAAGUAGCUGGGACUACAGGCGUGCACCACUGCGCCCAGCUACUUUUUUUGUAUUUUUAGUAGAGACGGGGUUUCACCAUGUUGGCCAGGAUGGUCUCGAUCUCCUGAUCCUGUGAUCCGCCUGCCUUGGCCUCCCAAAGUGCUGGGAUUACAGGUGUCAGCCACUGCACUCGGCCACGCUGGGUUUCAUAUGGAAUAUAAACCUAAAACUAAUCCCCUACAAAUAAUCUGAGACUGGUAUUUUGGGUCUUUCAAGAAAAGAUAUGAGUCACACACUGAGAAUGGAAAGGACGUUAACUGCACUGGGCAAUGUAUAAGCAGGACACCCUUCUGUCAGAUGCAAAUCUGGGCCAGACUGACUUGAGCAGCGGAUCUUACCCUUGGUUAGGGUCUAAUACCAAGGUCAGCAAACUUUUUCUGUAAAGGGACAAAUAGUAAAUAUUCGGCUUUGCCUCCCAUAAGUUCUCUUAGGCAAUGACUCAACUCUGCAUUGUGGCAUGAAAGCAGUCACAGACAACGUAUAAACAAAUGGGCAAUACUGUAAUCCAGUAAAUCUUCAAAAACAGAUUUCAUGCUGGAUUUAGCUCGUGGCACUGGGUGAACUGCAGUAAACUCAUUUACCAAAAGUUCUUGGCAUAAUGUUACAGCCUCUUAAACUUAACAGGUUUGUCAUCGAAUCAGCUGACAACAAAAAAUUAUGAGGCAAUGGGGAUUUAAGAAACCCUCAGGGUUAAAACACAGUUAAAAUUUGGCUAUCCAGCAGCUAUUUCCUAUUAAUGAAUAAAGCAUCACAAUAGCUACCAAUAUGUGCCAGGUACUCAGCUAGAGCCUUAUUUCUAACUCUUACACUACUGUUGCAAGGCUGCUAUUAUUGUCAUUUUUUUUUUCAAGACAGAUUCUUGCUCUGUUGCCCAGGCUGGAGUGCAGUGGCGUGAUCUCAGCUCACUGAAACCUCCACUUCCCAGGUUCAAGCAAUUCUCCUGCCUUAGCCUCCUGAGUAGCUGUGAAUACAGGUGCACGCCACCAUGCCCAGGUAAUUUUUGUGUUUUUAGUAGAGAUGGCGUUUCACCUUGUUGGCCAGGCUGGUCUCAAACUGCUGACCUCAUGAUCUGCCCACCUUGGCCUCCCAAAGUGCUGGGAUUACAGGUGUGAGCCACUGUGCCUGGCCCAUUCUCAUUUUCAGUGAUUAAAAACAGCCAGUGUGCCCGUAGUUCCAGCUAUGCGAGAAGAUCACUCGAAGCCAGAAGCCUGAGGAUGGCAGUGCUCUGACAUCUCCUGUGAAUAGUUACUGCCCUCCAGCCUGGGCAACAUAGUGACCUAGUCUCUAAGAAAUAAGCAGUAUGCAGGCAUAUGUCUGAAGGAAAAAAAAGAAUUUUAAAAAUAAAUAAAAUAAAAAUUGGAAACAAAGACAUAAUAACUUGUACGGUGGCUCACGCCUGUAAUCCCAACACUUUGGGAGGCUGAGGCAGGUGGAUCACCUGAGGUCAGGAGUUUGAGACCAGCUUGGCCACCAUGGUGAAACCGUCUCUACCAAAAAUACAAAAAUUAGCCAGGCAUGGUGGUAUACACCUGUAAUCCCAGCUGUUCAGGAGGCUGAGGCAGGAGAGUCGUUUGAACUCAGGAGGUAGAGGCUGCAGUGCCCGAGAUCGCACCAUUGCACUCCAGACUGGGCCGCAAGAGUAAAACUGGGUCUGAACACAAAAAAGCCUUAGUAACUUGUGCAAUAUCAUAUAGCCACCUUGCUUUCCAUUCGGGUCACCCGGCCGCUGAUUAGCUAACCCUAUUCUCAGCAGUCAAUCUGCAUACACAGUAAUGAUUAACCCACAGAAGAGAGCAGCCAGCCACCCAGGCACCCAUUCUCCCAUCUACGUGUAAAUACACGAUUCCAUUGCAAAACGUGUCCCUUCCUUACCUAUCGAGCUGAAUUUUCUUCAGUGUCUCCGCAGUCAUUAUGGUCUGCCUUGUAGGAUUUUUGAAGAUAAGAUCCUGCAUUUUGUUAAACUCCACAGGAAAUUGGCCUCUUUGUCCGAUUUCUGGCAAAUCGGGUUCUUCUUUGGGUAUUAAUGGAUGAGGUAUUUUUGUGAUUGUUGAGGCCAUUGGAAGUUUGUGUAGAUUCUUUCCUUCUAGAUUCAUUUCUCCACUUUUCUUUUCAAAACAAUAAAAAAAUUAGAAAGUUUUUUUUUUUUUUUUUUAAAGAGAUAAUACUACAAGAAAGAGGCUUUUGUCUACAUUUUUUUUCUCUCUUUUUUUUUUUUUUUUUGAGAUGGAGCCUUGUCUGUCACCCAGGCUGGAGUGCAAUGGCGCAAUCUCAGCUCACUGCAACUUCCACCUCCUGGGUUCAAACAAUUCUCCUGCCUUAACCCCUGGAGUAGCUGGGAUUAUAGGCAUGUGCCACCAUGCCCAGCUAAUUUUUUUAUCUUUAGUAGAGAUGGCGUUUCACUGUGUUGGCCAGGCUGGUCUCAAUCUCUUUUUUUUUUUUUUUAGACGGAGUCUCACUCUUGUUACCCAGGCUGGAGUGCAAUGGCGCGAUCUCGGCUCACCGCAACCUCCACCUCCUGGGUUCAGGCAAUUCUCCUGCCUCAGCUUCCUGAGUAGCUGGGAUUACAGGCACGCGCCACCAUGCCCAGCUAAUUUUUUUUUGUAUUUUCAGUAGAGACGGGGUUUCACCAUGUUGACCAGGAUGGUCUCGAUCUCUUGACCUAGUGAUCCACCCGCCUCAGCCUCCCAAAGUGCUGGGAUUACAGGCAUGAGCCACCGUGCCCGGCUACAUUUUCAACAUUAUUGUUUCUGACUUAUUCUCUACACUCCAAGAAAAUGUGCCGUUUUCUUCAGCCACACCAAACCAUAUCCUGCUGCUAACUUCACACAGCAUUCCCUUUCUCUCUCAUUCCCCAACUUACCGCCUGGUUAAUUGAUCAAAAGUAAAGUUCUGGCCGGGCGCGGUGGCUCAAGCCUGUAAUCCCAGCACUUUGGGAGGUUGAGGUGGGUGCAUCACGAGGUCAAGAGAUGGAGACCAUCCUGGUCAACAUGGUGAAACCCCGUCUCUACUAAAAAUACAAAAACUUAGCUGGGCAUGGUGGCGCGUGCCUGUAAUCCCAGCUACUUGGGAGGCUGAGGCAGGAGAAUUGCCUGAUCCCAGGAGGCGGAGGUUGAGGUGAGCCGAGAUGGCGCCAUUGCACUCCAGCCUGGGUAACAAGAGCGAAACUCCGUCUCAAAAAAAAAAGUAAAGUUCUUUGUGAAAUAUCUCUGUUAGCAGGCAUUUAUCAUACCGUAAUUUUUUAUAAAGUAUCUCCAUCAGAUUGUGGUUUCUAGGAGGGAAGGGACAUUGUCUUAGUGAUCUUGGGUCACUUCAAAAAAAACUUUUUUUGAAGACUAAAGUUAUUUUUGGAACAAGAUUGGAUGUGGCCAUCUUUAUAGUACCAUUGCUUAGAACAAUGACUAGCAUAUAGCAGAGACUCAAAUGUUCAUUGAACAUAGGAAUUUGAAAUAUAAAUAAAAAAGGAGAAUCAUACUGAAAGCAGAGGCUGAUAGUAGAUUUGGCAGUAUGAUGUAGAUUUUGAUGAUCACGGAGGGAAAAGCCAGAAUAAUUUCUUUUUCAGACCCAAACUUGAAUGUUAAAGAACACAGGAACAGCACAUGCCUUUUAGUUGACGAUGCCUAUGUAGACUAAACUGGCUAAAAGUUGAGCCACUGAGGGGCCAUGUGACUUAGGGACGACACACAUGGAUUCUGAAGCCAUGUGAUUUACGGAAGACACACAUGGAUUCUGAAGCCAUGUGACUUAGGGACGACACACAUGGAUUCUGAAGCCAUGUGACUUAGGGACGACACACAUGGAUUCUGAAGCCAUGUGAUUUACGGAAGACACAUAUGGAUUCUGAAGCCAUCUUUGCAUCCGGCUCUGUCUCUAAACUGUACUGACCUUGGGCAACUAUCUGACAUCUCUGUGUCCCCAUUUUCCCACUGGUAAAAUAAGUAGUUAUCAUCUUAUAUUUUGUAUAAGGGAAUAAGCAGAAAAUGUAAGCUCUAGGGGGCCUCAUUGUCUCUUUUAUUUAAAUAAAUAAUUUUUUUUUUUUGAGACAAAGUCUCACUCUGUCACCGAGGCUGGAGUGCAAUGGCGCUAUCUUGGCUCACUGCAAUCUCUGGGAGGCCCCAUUUUCUGAGUUCCCUAACACUAUUCCUCUGCCUUUAUACUUGGACGCUGGAAAGGGAAGCAAAUGUGUCACAUGUCCUGAUUUACUGAGUACUAGAAACAGCACUACACUCCAGCCUAGGUGACAGAAUGAGACUCUGCCCCCAUCCCCCCAAAAAAGAAAACAAGGAAGAAAGAAAGAACAUAAACAUAAUGGGAUAGGUACUAUAAAUGAUGGAGAAAUAAAAAAUAAAUAAAGCAAAAUUAACUAACGGUGAGCGAGUAUGUACCAUGCUGAUGCUCUGUCUUCCCUCGUACUGAAUCAGCAUGAUGUACUUUAAAAUAGAGAGCUGGUCUAUGGCAUCCUCCAGGACUGCAGAGACCCUCAGCACAUCUGGAAGGGAGAGUGGCUGUAGGAUUUCAAGGAUUUCUGGGAUGAUUUCUACACCUGUUUCUUUAGGUAGUCCUUCUUCUUCUACGGUACUAGGUGGUUCGCCUGUCAC
This is a messenger RNA of Callithrix jacchus (white-tufted-ear marmoset), 31858 nucleotides long. It is a transcript of the gene LRCH3, whose product is annotated as leucine rich repeats and calponin homology domain containing 3. Gene Ontology annotation, cellular component: cytoplasm. The record is from RefSeq and is a predicted model, not a curated record. Lineage: Eukaryota; Metazoa; Chordata; Mammalia; Primates; Cebidae. Gene Ontology annotation, molecular function: protein binding.